Elephantulus edwardii (Cape elephant shrew) is the source of this 3071-nucleotide messenger RNA. It is a transcript of the gene KIF19, whose product is annotated as kinesin family member 19. The record is from RefSeq and is a predicted model, not a curated record. Gene Ontology annotation, biological process: microtubule-based movement. Gene Ontology annotation, molecular function: microtubule binding; microtubule motor activity; ATP binding. Bases 75 to 3071 code for a protein of 998 amino acids. Lineage: Eukaryota; Metazoa; Chordata; Mammalia; Macroscelidea; Macroscelididae. The transcript has 20 exons.
GGGACCCGCGGCGGCCGUGAAGCUGCGUCCGGCCAUGUCCAGCCUUGCCGCCUGACCCCUCACCCGACGCAAGCAUGAAGGACAGCGGGGACUCCAAGGACCAGCAACUCAUGGUGGCUCUGCGGGUCAGGCCCAUCAGCGUGGCAGAGCUGGAGGAAGGAGCCACCCUCAUCGCCCAUAAAGUGGAUGAACAGAUGGUGGUUCUCAUGGACCCCAUGGAGGACCCGGAUGACAUCCUGCGGGCGCACCGCUCCCGGGAGAAGUCCUACCUGUUUGAUGUGACCUUUGACUUCACUGCCACCCAGGAGAUGGUGUAUCAGGCCACCACCAAGAGCCUCAUUGAAGGGGUCAUCUCGGGGUACAACGCCACUGUCUUUGCCUAUGGCCCCACCGGCUGUGGGAAAACCUACACCAUGCUGGGCACAGACCAUGAGCCAGGCAUCUAUGUCCGGACCCUCAAUGACCUCUUCCGUGCCAUCGAGGAGACCAGCAAUGACAUGGAAUAUGAGGUGUCCAUGUCCUACCUGGAGAUCUACAACGAGAUGAUACGAGACCUGCUGAACCCCGCCCUGGGGUACCUGGAGCUGAGAGAGGACUCCAAGGGAGUCAUCCAGGUGGCUGGGAUCACGGAAGUCUCCACCAUCAAUGCCAAAGAGAUCAUGCAGCUGCUGGUGAAGGGGAACCGGCAGAGGACCCAAGAGCCCACGGCCGCCAACCAGACGUCUUCGCGCUCCCACGCGGUGCUCCAGGUGGCCGUGCGCCAGCGGAGCCGCGUCAAGGACAUCCUGCAGGAGGUGCGGCAGGGCCGCCUCUUCAUGAUCGACCUGGCUGGCUCAGAACGUGCCUCCCAGACCCAGAACCGGGGGCAGCGGAUGAAAGAGGGCGCCCACAUCAACCGCUCGCUGCUGGCCCUGGGCAACUGCAUCAAUGCUCUGAGUGACAAGAACAAUAACAAGUACAUCAACUACCGCGACAGCAAGCUGACCCGGCUCCUGAAGGACUCGCUCGGGGGGAACAGCCGCACGGUGAUGAUCGCUCACAUCAGCCCAGCAAGCAGCGCCUUUGAGGAAUCCCGGAACACCCUGACCUACGCCGGCCGGGCCAAGCACAUUAAAACCAGGGUGAAGCAGAAUCUGCUCAGCGUCUCCUACCACAUCGCCCAGUACAGCAGCAUCAUCGCCGACCUGCGGGGCGAGAUCCAGAGGCUCAAGCGCAAGAUUGACGAGCAGGCGGGGCGGGGCCCGGGGCGGGGCCGGCUGGAGCGGGGCGAUGCCCACCACGUCCAAGCCGAGGUCCAGGGGCACAGCGGACCGGGGGAGCAAGCGGAGAUGGGUCAGCUGCGGGAGCAGCUCAUCAGUGCCUUCCAGGAGCAGAUGGACGUGCGGAGACGCCUGCUGGAGCUGGAGCACCGCGCCAUGGAAGUCCAGAUCGACACCUCCCGCCACCUGCUCACCAUCGCUGGCUGGGAGCAUGAGAAGUCCCGAAGAGCCCUCAAGUGGCGGGAGGAGCAGCGGAAAGAGUCGUUUACUAAGGACGACAGUGAGAAGGACUCAGACACAGGUGAUGACCAACCGGACAGCCUGGAGCCUCCCGAGGUGGCCUCCGCCCGGGAGAACAUCGCCACCCUGGUGGGCGAGCAGAAGAAGCUACGCAAGGAGAAGCUGGCCCUGGAGCAGCGCUGUCGCGAGCUGCGCUCCCGGGGCCGGCGCCUGGAGGAGACGCUCCCGCGGCGCAUCGGCUCCGAGGAGCAGCGCGAGGUGCUCAGCCUGCUGUGCCGCGUGCAUGAGCUCGAGGUGGAGAACACCGAGAUGCAGUCGCACGCGCUGCUCCGGGAUGGCGCGCUCCGCCACCGCCGCGAGGCCAUGCGCCGCCUGGAGCAGCACCGCAGCCUCUGCGACGAGAUCAUCCGGGGUCAGCGGCAGAUCAUUGAUGACUACAACCUGGCCAUCCCCCAGCACCUGGAGGAGCUUUAUGACAUGUACCUGCGGGAGCUGGAGGAGGGCAGCCUGGAGCGGGCCACCAUCAUGGACAGAGUGGCCUCCAGGGCCCUGCAGGACAGCUCCCUGCCCAAAAUCGCCCCAGCAGGAGCCAUGCUGACCCCAGAUUCUGACUUGGAGAGCGGGAAAACGCUGAGUUCAGAGGUCCAGCGCCUGCAGCAUGGCAUCCUCCCUCCCCUCAGCACGGAGAGUGAAGUCAGCCAUGUGUUCAAGGCCAGUCCCCGAGCCUGGCAGGUGAAGGGUUCCUCUGUGCUUACCCCGCCCCCCAUCCAGAUUGGUGGCCUGGUCAACCAGGAGGGCCCCACUCUGGACAACCUGGUCAGCCACAACAGCCGCGUCAACUCCUCCCCCAACAGCAGUGAGGACCUGUCCGAGGUGCCCUUGUCUCUCAAAGAGCGCAAGGAGAUCCUCACAGGCACCAAGUGCAUCUCGGUGAAGGUGGCGCGGCGGCGCUCGCGCGCCCUGGGCGCAGACGCACGUCACCUGAAGCCACCGGUCACCGAGCGUAGCAGCGUGUCCCUGCGUUCACUGAGCAAGACCGAAGAUGCGCGGCGGCCGGGGCAGCUGGCCUACAAGCGGCCGUCCAGCCCCACGCUGCAGCACACGGCCAGCGAGGACAACCUGUCCAGCAGCACGAGCGAAGCCCCAACCCGGGCGGCAGGACCGCGCCGCGACGGCCCUGCGCCCAGGCUGCGCAGCCACAAGAAAAGUACUGGCAAGAAACAGGAGGAGUCGCUGGAGGCCAAGAGAAGAAAGCGGAGGUCCCGAUCCUUCGAGGUCACUGGACAAGGGCUGUCCUGCCCCAAGAACCAUCUCACUGGGCCCCGACCUGUGGAGAACCUCUCAGACCACAGGAUGAUGCCAAGCGUCCCUGGUGUGCGGCACCCAGGAAAGGUCACGCUGCCUUUGGCCAAAGUCAGACUCCCGCCCAGCCAGAACUCAGGCCUUGGGGACCCGUCAGCCCUUGCUGUUCCCCCCAAUCCAGUUGGCCUUUCCCGACGGGCUACUCGAGCGCCCCGCCUGUCCCAAGGCAAAGGUAUCCAUGGUAAAGAUGGACGAUUCCGGCGUAACUGA